Megalobrama amblycephala (Wuchang bream) is the source of this 2475-nucleotide messenger RNA. RefSeq names its product XK-related protein 8-like. Gene Ontology annotation, cellular component: plasma membrane. The transcript is spliced from 3 exons. Lineage: Eukaryota; Metazoa; Chordata; Actinopteri; Cypriniformes; Xenocyprididae. The record is from RefSeq and is a predicted model, not a curated record. Gene Ontology annotation, biological process: engulfment of apoptotic cell; phosphatidylserine exposure on apoptotic cell surface; apoptotic process involved in development. Bases 895 to 2100 code for a protein of 401 amino acids.
GACAUGAGGGUGAGUAAUAAAUGACAGAAUUUUCAUUUUUGGGUGAACUAACCCUUUAAGUAUUAAAGUUCAGUGCAUAUCUUGUUUGUGCUACAGACAUGAAUGAGACCUCAAAUUCUCAAAUUCUUUUUCCUGGUAGAUUUUCAAAUGAGCGAAAAAUAAAGAUUUACACUGAAGUAGGGUCUGAGACCAUAAUAUCAAGUUAUAUCAUACACACAUACUCAAUACAUACUCACUUCGACCUAAGUGCCCUGCGAAAGGAGCGUAUAUGUUCUGUUCAAAGGGCGUUAAAUUGCGCAAGACUUGACUACUGUGCAAAUCUCAUGAUUACGGUUAAAUAAAAUUUAUAUUUAUAUUAUAUUUAUAUAAAUGUACUUGUAGGCCUAUGUAUUAUAUACACGUGUAUUGAACUAUGGUAAUAUAUUGUAUUUAUUUACAGAGGUAUAUAAUGUCACACUUGUCUAAUAAGUUUCGUCUGUGUGUGAACUUCAGGAGAUGUCAUUUGUUUGUUUGUAAAGUUGAUAGAGACUUUAAUGACUAAUUAUCAAAUUUAGAACACUUUACAGUUGAGAAACUUUCCUUUGGGACAUACAUUUUUGUAGUAUUUAAAUUUAGUCUUUUAAGGAAUUGUGUGAAACCUGUUUAUUUUAAAUUAGUGGAUUAGAGGAUUAGGCAUUUCCCAUUUUGACCAGUUGUGUGUGUCUGGUCACAUGCUGACAUCAUAAGUGACAUCACUCACUACAUUCUCACACGUGAUUAAUCAUUUAAAGACAUGACUUUGGAGGACUUAUGCGGGUUUACUUUCUCUAUUAGAUCAAUAUAUAUCCAUGUAAAAAGGGAAGUUUUUGUAUUAACAUUGUCAUGCUGUAAAGGUUUCUCACACAGGACUGAAUCAUGGAGGAGAGCUGCCAUUUUUUUUGCUAUUUAUUGAAAUAUCUGUAUGUUUUGGUGGGAUUGCUUUUUUUCCUGCUGGAUAUAGCGCUGGACAUUUGGACUGUUGUGUCAUUUUAUCAGAAUGGGGACUAUGUGUAUAUGGCGGUGAUGAUCUUUCUGCUGCUGGGCUCUUCAGUAUUGUUACAAGUGUUCAGCUGGCUCUGGUACUCUGAUUGCCUGGAUGAGCUUGAGACUAAGGUGGAAACAUUUGCAAAAAAGCAUAUACUGAUCAAACCAUUCCACUUCCUUCAGCUCGGAGUCUUCCUCAGGUAUGCUGGGGUGAUAGAGAUGUCCACAAAGCAUUUGCUUCAUCGCACUAAAAGAGAGCGUAAGCCUGACCUGAACCGUGACCUUCAUAUGCUUCGUCUAUUUGAGGCGUUUUCUGAAAGUGCCCCACAACUCACACUUAUGAUGUAUAGAGUCUUACAGAGAGGAGAGCUGGAGCUAAUUACAGGUUUAAAAAUCCUCACAUCAGCUGCUGCAAUAGCCUUCACCGUAGCUAUGUACCACCGCAGCAUGCGUGCAUUUCUUCAAGAAAAAGAAAAGAUGAGCUGGAUCUCCACUGGUGUCUACUUCCUGUGGAACUUGUUGCUGAUCAUUCCCCGUGUUUCUGCUCUGGCACUCUUUUGCACUGUAUUGCCAUGCUACAUCAUAGCUCACUUCCUGUCUUUGUGGAUGCUGCUGGUUUUAGGGGCCUGGAGCCAGAAAACAGAUUACAUGAAAAGUCCUGGUUGGGAAUGGCUCUUCAGAGCUACUGUUGGACUCAUUUGGUACUUCAGCUGGUUUAAAGUAUCAACAGGAAGCAUAAAAUUAAAGGCUGUUCUCUAUUAUUGUGUCAUGGGGUUGGACACAUCGAUGCUGCUGGGCUUCUGGUGCUGGAAGGUGUUUGAGUAUACAGCCUGUUGGAGCUCCUUAAAUCCUUACAUUGUGAUUCCGACACUUCUAGGAUUGCAUUUUGCUGGAAUUAUAUUGAAAAUUAUAUACUACAGAUGGUUUCAUCCUAACUGUGAUGAACAGAAAAUACCUAAACCUAGUGAACAGCAGAAUAUUGGACAAGCUGCAGCAUUUUAUGACAUGGAGACAGACUCCAUGGAAGCUUCAUCUGAAGAACCUGUUACUGAAGUUCUCAAGAGGGGGAGGACCAUGGCUGCUAAUUUCUACUACUAGUUCCCCAACCCCCUCCCAAUUCUAUCAUAAAUUAUUAAAAUUUAAUUAAAGUUUUAUUUACAAAAAUGUAUUUAUGCACAGAAUACCUCGUUUUGUACAAAAAUAACACAUUUUAUUUAAUCUUUCUGAAAAAAAAAAAAAUAUAUAUAUAUAUAUAUAUAUAUUUAUCAAGUGGUCAAGUUCUCUAUUAUUUAAAUAGAAUAAUAUAGAUUUCCUUUCCAUUCCUGCAUGCAACAUGCUUUUAGUUUUUAAAAUGUAGUUGUGAUCAAAUUAUGCAUGUUAAAUAAAGCAAGACGUGUACUGAACUGAUUCUGAUUGAUGAAGCAAAAAAAUUGAAAUAUAUGGUACAAUCAAUCAAUAAAUCAGUCAAUCAGU